This is a messenger RNA of Talaromyces marneffei, 606 nucleotides long. RefSeq lists its product as uncharacterized. The record is from RefSeq and is a predicted model, not a curated record. NCBI's taxonomy places the organism in Eukaryota, Fungi, Ascomycota, Eurotiomycetes, Eurotiales, Trichocomaceae. Bases 1 to 606 code for a protein of 201 amino acids. The transcript is spliced from 2 exons.
AUGGAAACGAUUCUCGAGCCACAGGCAUUCCCCGUGGCGAUAACGGAUGGUUUCAUUCAAGCCGGGGAGACUACUAUUAUAAUGCAAUGCCACGACCGAUUAUUCAAUGACGUCGAUGUACGAGACCAGUCAAACGAACUGCUCUUCACCGUCGAGAGCAAAGGUGUGAACUCCAUGAGCUGGCGCCGCACAGUCAAGGAUGUCACCGGCACUCCUCUUUUUCAACUGCGCAAAUUGUUCAAGUACGGCGUGGAUCGCAAAUGGAGCGUAGAAGAUCCUAGUGGUCUUGAGCUCUGCUCUUUGCGACAUGUCUCUACAUUCAGACAAUUUCAUGCCCUUGAUGUGACGGUUCUCAACCAAGCAGAUGGUGGCAAGGAGAGCGCGGUUAAUGUCCGGCCGAAGGAUCAGGUCGGUAUUACCGUACAGGUCAAGAUCAGAGGUGCGACUGUCGCUGAGAUUCAGAUGACGGAAGCAAAUCAUAGUCACAUAAAUUUUACAGAGGAUAGAAGCGUUUGGAAGGCUCACGUUGCUGGCGGAGUGGACCUUACCCUUAUUAUAGCCAUUAUGCUCUGUCGAGCUGAGAUGCAGCAUUCUUGGAAGCAGUAG